AUGCAAAACUAUAUUUUCAACACCAAAUACAUCAGACACAUCAGCAAUAUUCUCAAAGGUAUUAUACCUCUAUCAAUGCCAGGUGAUGGAAAGUUCAAUUACCCACCGUCUACGCAACCUGAAGCCCAACCCGAAAACACCGAAGUAACCCCCCGACUCGAAGCACAACGCAAAGUCAAAAUCCCACACCACCUCGUUCGAGUCUUCAAUACAUUAUUCUUCCAACCCGGCCAAAACAACACACCAGGCGAUGUCCCAUGGAUUGAAUUUCUAAAAGCGAUGGUAAAAAUAGGUUUCGCAGCACAGAAAUUAUAUGGAAGUGUUCGGAAAUUCUCGCCUGUUUCUAAGGAGGGAGAAGAAAAUACAGGAGCAGAUAAGAGCAUUCAAUUCCAUGAACCGCAUCCGGGUGUUAAGAUUAGUUUUAAUGUUGCUAGAAGAAUGGGAAGAAGAUUGAUGAGGAGUUUUGGGUGGUCCAGUAGGAUGUUUGAGGAGGAGUAG
Molecule: messenger RNA, 498 nt
Organism: Sclerotinia sclerotiorum 1980 UF-70
Lineage: Eukaryota; Fungi; Ascomycota; Leotiomycetes; Helotiales; Sclerotiniaceae
Exons: 2
Coding region: 1-498 (165 amino acids)
Source: RefSeq, a predicted model, not a curated record